GGAGCCGGCGGACGCGGCUCAGCCUCCAACCCUCCCCGGGUCAUGGCCGGCAACGUGAAAAAGAGCUCCGGGGCCGGGGGCGGCGGCGGCUCCGGGGGCUCGGGCUCGGGCGGCCUGAUCGGGCUCAUGAAGGACGCCUUCCAGCCGCACCACCACCACCACCACCUCAGCCCCCACCCGCCCGGCACCGUGGACAAGAAGAUGGUGGAGAAGUGCUGGAAGCUCAUGGACAAGGUGGUGCGAUUGUGUCAGAACCCAAAGCUGGCGCUAAAGAAUAGCCCACCUUAUAUCUUAGACCUGCUGCCAGAUACCUACCAGCAUCUCCGCACUGUCUUGUCAAGAUAUGAGGGGAAGAUGGAGACACUUGGAGAAAAUGAGUAUUUUAGGGUGUUCAUGGAGAAUUUGAUGAAGAAAACUAAGCAGACCAUAAGCCUCUUCAAGGAGGGGAAAGAAAGAAUGUAUGAGGAGAAUUCUCAGCCUAGGCGAAACCUAACCAAACUGUCCCUGAUCUUCAGCCACAUGCUGGCAGAACUAAAAGGAAUCUUUCCAAGUGGACUCUUUCAAGGAGACACAUUUCGGAUUACUAAAGCAGAUGCUGCAGAAUUUUGGAGGAAAGCUUUUGGGGAAAAGACAAUAGUCCCUUGGAAGAGUUUCCGACAGGCCCUUCAUGAAGUGCAUCCCAUCAGUUCUGGGCUCGAGGCCAUGGCUCUGAAAUCCACUAUUGAUCUGACCUGCAAUGAUUAUAUUUCAGUUUUUGAAUUUGACAUUUUCACACGACUCUUUCAGCCCUGGUCCUCUUUGCUCAGGAACUGGAACAGUCUUGCCGUAACUCAUCCCGGUUACAUGGCUUUCCUGACCUAUGACGAAGUGAAAGCUCGGCUCCAGAAGUUCAUUCACAAACCAGGCAGUUACAUUUUCCGGCUGAGCUGCACUCGUCUGGGUCAGUGGGCUAUUGGGUAUGUCACUGCUGAUGGGAACAUUCUCCAGACGAUCCCUCACAAUAAACCUCUCUUCCAAGCCCUGAUUGACGGCUUCAGGGAAGGCUUCUAUCUGUUUCCAGAUGGACGGAAUCAGAAUCCCGACCUGACAGGCUUAUGUGAACCAACUCCCCAAGACCACAUCAAAGUGACCCAGGAACAAUAUGAAUUAUACUGUGAGAUGGGCUCCACCUUCCAACUGUGUAAAAUAUGCGCUGAAAACGACAAGGAUGUGAAAAUUGAGCCCUGUGGACACCUCAUGUGUACGUCCUGUCUCACAUCCUGGCAGGAAUCAGAAGGCCAGGGCUGUCCUUUCUGCCGAUGUGAAAUUAAAGGUACUGAGCCCAUUGUGGUAGAUCCAUUUGACCCUCGAGGAAGUGGCAGCCUCCUGAGGCAAGGGGCCGAGGGAGCUCCCUCCCCAAAUUAUGAGGACGAUGACGAUGAACGAGCUGAUGAUUCUCUCUUUAUGAUGAAGGAACUGGCUGGUGCCAAGGUGGAACGGCCUCCUUCUCCGUUUUCCAUGGCCCCACAAGCUUCCCUUCCCCCGGUGCCACCACGACUUGACCUUCUACAACAGCGGGUAUCUCUUCCUUCAAGUGCUUCUGGUCUUGGAACUGCUUCUAAGGUAGCUUCUGGCUCCCUUCAUAAGGACAAACCAUUACCAAUACCUCCCACACUUCGAGAUCUUCCACCACCACCCCCUCCAGACCGGCCAUAUUCUGUUGGAGCAGAAACCCGGCCACAGAGACGUCCCUUGCCUUGUACACCGGGCGACUGUCCAUCCAGGGACAAACUGCCCCCUGUUCCCUCUAGCCGCCUUGGGGAAUCAUGGCUGCCUCGGCCAAUCCCCAAAGUACCGGUGGUUGCCCCAAACUCUAGUGACCCCUGGACAGGUAGAGAAUUAACCAACAGGCACUCACUUCCAUUUUCAUUGCCCUCACAAAUGGAACCCAGAACAGAUGUGUCCAGGCUUGGAAGCACAUUCAGUGUGGAUACCUCCAUGAAUGUGAAUAACAGCCCAUUAGCAGGUUCAGAGUGUGAGCACCCCAAGAUCAAACCUUCUGCAUCUGCCAAUGCCAUUUAUUCUCUGGCUGCCAGGCCUCUUCCUGUGCCAAAGCUGCCCCCUGGGGAGCAGUGUGAAAGUGAGGAGGACACAGAGUAUAUGACCCCCUCCUCCAGACCUCUAGGGCUGCCGAAGCCAGAUGGGAAACGGCCUUUGGAGACAACCCAGAGUUCACGAGUGUGUGAUUGUGACCAGCCGAUCGAUAGCUGUACAUACGAAGCGAUGUAUAAUAUUCAGUCCCAGGCAACGCCAUCUGCCACAGAGAGCGGCCCCUUCGGUGAAGGGAAUCUGGCCACGGGCCACGCGGGCGCCGGCCCCGAGGGAUCAGAAAAUGAGGAGGACGGCUACGACGUCCCUAAGCCGCCGGUGCCAGCUGUGCUGGCCCGCCGGACCCUCUCCGACAUCUCUAACGCCAGCUCCUCGUUCGGCUGGUUGUCUCUGGAAGGCGAUCCCACCACACACUUCACUGAGGGUUCCCAAGUUCCUGAAAGGCCCCCCAAACCGUUCCCUCGGCGAAUCAACUCGGAACGGAAAGCAGGUGGCUGUCAGCAGGGCAGCGCUGCCGCGGCCGCCUCGCCACAGCUCUCCAGUGAGAUCGAGAGCCUCCUGAGCCAGGGGUACUCCUACCAGGACAUCCAGAAAGCCCUGGUCAUUGCCCACAACAACGUCGAGAUGGCCAAGAACAUCCUCCGGGAGUUUGUCUCUAUCUCGUCUCCCGCCCACCUCGCCACCUAGCCCAGGCCGCUUCGCUGCCGUGUCAGAGGACCAGUGAGCCGGCGCUCUCCCCGGGGGCCC
Messenger RNA from Neomonachus schauinslandi (Hawaiian monk seal), 2835 nucleotides. It is a transcript of the gene CBL, whose product is annotated as Cbl proto-oncogene. Bases 43 to 2775 code for a protein of 910 amino acids. The record is from RefSeq and is a predicted model, not a curated record. Gene Ontology annotation, molecular function: calcium ion binding; SH3 domain binding; receptor tyrosine kinase binding. NCBI's taxonomy places the organism in Eukaryota, Metazoa, Chordata, Mammalia, Carnivora, Phocidae. Gene Ontology annotation, biological process: negative regulation of epidermal growth factor-activated receptor activity; cell surface receptor signaling pathway. Gene Ontology annotation, cellular component: plasma membrane; membrane raft. The transcript has 16 exons.